CCACGCACGCAUGAUACAGGGCCGUGAGAGUAGAUUGUGCGGACUGUGUACAUUGCGAGCAUAGGUCGUUAUAUGAAUACAAGUUUCACAUCUAAAUCCCUGCAACACCUUACUCUCGUAUACGUUACAUUGUAAAUUUUCCGAACAGUGAUUACAGAAAACGACAUUUCGCAAUAGUCAAGAUCAGGGUCAAGAAGCACAGGCGAGGAGCGACGGGAUAGUAACUGAAACUGAUGAAAGUCAGUUUGUUGUUCGAUCUACCAAACUUUUCAAAUGGAUCAGCUGAUUAUUGUGGCCUUGUUGAUCCUCCCUGUGAUGGGGAGGGAGGCACCAGUGAUAAAUGCAACCUGGGGACGUAUACAAGGCGUCACGAGAACCAGUAGAGACGGACUACCUUACUUUGGCUACUACGGAAUCCCGUACGCGACACCUCCAGUGGGAGAUCUCAGAUUCAGAAAACCCAAAGCACAUCCAGGAGUUUCCAUAUCCAUAUUUAAUGCUUCCAGCUAUGGACUGCCAUGUCUUCAGCAAUCACCAAUGCUCCCUCUAAACAUCUCCUUUCCAGCCAUGAGUGAAGACUGUCUCACCCUGAAUGUGUUUCUGCCCAACACAACUGAGGUAUCGUCCAGCGUGUCUGUGAUGGUCUGGAUCCACGGGGGAGGGUUUGUGUAUGGAGCCGCUUCUUUGUACGAGCCUUGGCAAUUGGUGACAAAAGGUGACGUCAUCGUCGUCACCAUCCAGUACAGGCUGGGGAUAUUCGGAUUUUUCAGUACCGAAAAUGACGUCGCACCUGGUAACUACGGAUUAUGGGAUCAGCACCUGGCACUGCAGUGGGUCAAGAACAAUAUUGAAGCUUUUGGUGGUGACAGUAGCAACAUCACCAUCAUUGGAGAAUCUGCAGGGGCGGCGAGUGUCGCGUAUCACGUGCUGUACCCAGAGUCAAAGGGGUUGUUCCAGAGAGCAGUUCUACAGAGCGGAGCUGCCACGUCUCUCUGGGCGAUCAACAGACAUGUCACGUUUUUGUCAAUGUUUGUUGGAAGCAGUUUAGGUUGCCUCGGUGAUGGCCCUGAUAUAAUGAGUAGACAACAGGCAAUGGUAGACUGUAUGAGGAAGAACGAUAGUAUGAGAGUGUUAGCCUUUUCGUAUGUUGGAGGGACACCAGCCUACGAGCUAAUGCAGUACACUUGGGUCCCGACCAUUGAUGGAACCUUUGUCAAAGACGAUCCACAGGUAUUAAUGAGUGACAUCACUUUCUUAAAUACCACGUGUAUCAAGGACAUCGACGUAAUGGUAGGGGCUAACAACAACGAAGGGGGACUUCUGCUGACGACAGCUCUAGCAUUCGACAAGGCGUAUGGCUACACAUACGCAACCGAUAUCUUCAAGCAGAAGGAGUUUGAUACAGAUAUUCUUCCAACAGUUACAUCAUUGGCAUUAGCAGCUAUCCCUCCAUCCAUCAAUGAUAUCGUCAGUGUGGAGUACACAUACCCGCGACCACCAUCUGACGAGCCCCUACCUCAACAACAGGUGCUUUCAACCUACGGUGACCCCAGCUUUUUGAUACCGGGACUGCUCUUUGCCAGGACGCACGCAUUGUUAAACACCAGCAGGAGGUGUUAUUUCUACCUGUUUAAUCACUACCCAUCUUUCGCCAGAGAGAGCCCUGUGAAAGGUAUGAGCCAUGGAACGGACACCUUGUAUCUGUUUGACCUGGACCCGGCCACAGUCAAGAUACUUGGCUACACAGGGAACCUGACGUCAGAGGAGUAUGAGCUGGCAGAUACAUUUGUCUCUUUCAUUGCUGACUUUGCCAAGACAGGUGACCCCAGUCCUACUGUUGAAGAAAAGCUUGGUCAGGCAUGGCCCGAGUACAAGAUGUACGACCAGCGUUACCUGUCCUUCACAACAAACAUGUCAGUAGGUGACCACGUGUACCCCAGGCGAGUGACCCUGUGGCUGGACAUCAUCCCGAACCUCGUGAACAUCCCGACUACAUCUACAGCUUCCACGUCAUCUACAUCCACUUCAAAAGCAACUACAUCUGCCCCUACAUGGUUCGGGCUAGACCCUCACACGGCCGAAGUGACUAUCCUGGCCCUCAUCGUAACUCUGUGUGUCGUCGGCAUGUUGCUGGUUACAUUAUCAGUGUGCUGCUGUUUGAAGCGGAGGAAACACGGACUGGAAGGAUAUACAGUAAAAUGAGACCAACAGAUCUCAGGGGUAUUUACAACUGAGCUUCAAGUUUUUAUCACAGCCAAAUAAUCAGUUGACGAUCAUGCUUAUGGUGAUAAUAAUGCACUCCAUCACCUAUAUAUCCCACUGAACUAUGCUACCCCAGAUGAAAGUACACGAUUUUUGUGUACAUCAAAUUGAUUUCUUUAAUCACAUACCAACACAAUAAAAACUCAUAUUAGUGAAAAACUUAAUAUAUUUGUCGAAAACGUCAAGCACCACUGGGUCUAAAGAUGUAUGGAUCGACAACAGAAUGAUAGGCAUUGCUUCCAUGCAUCAGUAGCUGUGACAUCCCAGAUACAGUCGUCGGUCGCAGCAUCGGGUGAGACAUCGGAUGGACCAUGUGGGAGCCUAUUGAAUGACUCGAAGUUCGUUGUAUUGUUCUUUGGGGUUGGGUGUGUG
Messenger RNA from Haliotis rufescens (red abalone), 2634 nucleotides. RefSeq names its product cholinesterase 1-like. NCBI's taxonomy places the organism in Eukaryota, Metazoa, Mollusca, Gastropoda, Lepetellida, Haliotidae. The record is from RefSeq and is a predicted model, not a curated record. Bases 274 to 2202 code for a protein of 642 amino acids. The transcript has 2 exons.